Molecule: messenger RNA, 3735 nt
Organism: Stomoxys calcitrans (stable fly)
Lineage: Eukaryota; Metazoa; Arthropoda; Insecta; Diptera; Muscidae
Exons: 5
Coding region: 258-3443 (1061 amino acids)
Source: RefSeq, a predicted model, not a curated record
AUCUGCGUUUAUGUGGCCACACCGUCAUACUUCUUCCAUAACAAUAAUAACACUGCUAUUGUUUUAACUAAUUUCCGUCUUAUAAUUUUGGAUUUCCCUGCCGUGGCUUUAUUUUAAUUCCCAAUUUAGAAUAAUGUUGUUGAAAUUUUCCGCAGAGAACAAAGUAAACUACCCAAAAUAAUUUCAAUCAGUUUCCUAAUAGAAUAGCAAACUACGACGUAACAAAUUAUUUAUCAGAAAUAAAUCAAGAGGAAAUAAUGUACGCUAAUUACGCAGAAACACCUGAGCAGGAACAAGUACUGCAAAAACUCGAAGAAAUGUUUUACACAACACCGCAAUGGCAAUUACAUCAAUUGUGCGUAGAAAACAAUUGGAACCUGGAGUUGUGUGUCAGCCAGUGGAUGAAUUUUGUAAACAACGCCAAUUUGAGGGAAAAAAAUAAAACGGAGGCUGAUCCUAAUCCAGCCACAAACCAUCCUAAUAAAGAAACUUUACAAAUUUGUGAACGGUACCAACGUAUAGGAGAAAAUAUUAAAAAGGGAUAUAAAGUUUUGAUUCUUAUGCGGGGUCCUCCUGGCGUAGGAAAGACUUAUACCGCUCAUGAAAUUGUCAAAACAUUUGUUGACUUACAGUCGCCUUUUGAUCACAUCGAAGAUUUUAUCUUCAGCGCCGACGAUUAUUUUUACAAUUCUAAGGGCGUUUACAGAUAUAAUGUAAAAUAUCUUUCCGAGGCGCAUGAAUUUAAUCAGAACAGAGUACGAGAGAAGGCUAUGAGUGGUUUUAGUCCAAUUAUUGUGGACAACACAAAUUUGAAGUUGUGGGAGAUGAUGCCAUACGUAAAGUAUGCUGUGCAAAAUGGUUACACGAUUGAAAUUGUGGAACCAAAGCCUUCGUGGAGCAAGUGUGCAGGCAAAUUAGCACAACGUAAUAUCCAUGGUGUAGCAGCUGAGAAAAUCCGUACUAUGAUGGAUAAGUAUGAGAAAGGAGAUGUACCAGACUUGAUGAAGAUGUUAAAAAACACCAAAUAUACCGUAAGCUUGCCUCAAAUGCGUGUUAUUCCGCCAAUUGCCUUUGAAAGUUCGACAGAAGUGGCUGAAAAGAACGAUGUUAUUGAUAAUAUGCCCACAACACACACGGACACUAGUGGUUGGGAUGGGGAUGCGGACACAAGUAGUUGGAGUACUUACGAUACCAAUGCACCAAAAACUCAGCGAAAGAAAUUUAGAUCAUGUACUUCUCCACCGAAACAAACAGAAACCAUCCAAAGUGGAAGCCUCGAACCACGUGACUUGUUGCAAACCCCACCAGAAAAGACAACUUUAUAUGCACCAUCACCGGUUAAGUCGGCGUCAGCAAGAGACGUCUAUAGUUUGCUUGAAAAAAAGUUAUCGAAUGUAUGGAAGCCCUAUGAAGCAGAGUCAAUAGAUUUUUGGGGAACAGAUCAACCUAAACUGAAGCCUUUAACAACAUUGGAAACAGAAAAAAAGACAAAUAAGGGGAAUGAAGAAAAGUCUUUAAUUGAUUUGCUUCGCGAUGACGAAGUGAUGACUAAUGAAAAGAAAAACAAAAAAAAUAAUGAUUCGAAGUCAGAAUUGGUCUAUAAUGUUUCAUUUGAACGCCACAGUGUUGAAUGUCCUAAUGAGAAUGUUUUAUUUGUUACGUUACGACAAAUCUAUCCCAAUAAAGAAAUUGGUGGAUUGUGGGAUCUCUUCGUCAAAUGCAACGGGGACAUAGAUUGGGCUGUUGAUAUUUUGCUGAAAGAAGAUGAACUUACAAGGCUUCGAGGCGACACAGAGUCAGACGAAAAUAUUCAUUGUUCGGAUACAUUUACGUGUUCGUGUAACGUGGCGCCGCCCAUGGAUGUAGACAAAAUGGAAUAUAAAUUUUCUGAAUUCACAACUUUAAAGGAUUCCCAACAUGCAAUAUCCAGCAAUCGUCAAGAGCCCAAUGACAUUAAGCUACAAAAUCGUUCGCAAAGGUCCAGAUUUGUUCGUCCCCAUCAAAUUUUUGACCCUAGUCUGCUGGAAGUUAAAGAAGACAUAGAAAACCGUUUUGUUCUCGGGGAUGACCACUAUUCAGAACAUCUGUUGAAAAUUCGAAACUUUCGCAGUACUUUGGCUUCAGGGGCAGCCACAUCAUCCGGUUCCAUCCCCUUUUACAGUGGAGGAAAUGAAGAACUUCAAAAUACUAUGGCUAUUAAUGAUGGAGACGAAGAUGUCGAUGACAAUGAUGAAGAUGACGAUAUAGGCGAUUGUGACAAUAUAUCCGAUGAAAUGCUUGAAAUGUCGUUGGGAGAGCAUUUGGUACAACAACUGCUUGAAAAUUUCCGCAAUGAAUCCUCAUUUGAGGAACGAAUUCCUUCGUCAUUGCCAUUGAAUUUAAAGGUAUUUAUGCCUCGAUCCUUAGCUAAACAGCUAUAUAUGUUAUGGAUGGAAUCAGCUUAUAAUCAUUUCGAAGAAGAACGGCAAAAGAUGGUGCGCGAAGACGAGGAAUUUGCCCGACUCUUGAAGCAUCCAAAAUAUGCCGAAUACAAACAAUCGCCAAGUAACCUAAGAGAAAUGUUGAAUAUUGAGUGUGCUUGGAAUCUUUACAAAAGGGAAAAAGAAGAAAGUGACCAAAAGAGGAUGGAUAUAGAAAAGCUAUCUCAACCGACUGAUCUAGCAGCCCAUUUGACACAAAUGAAACUUUGCGAAACUUUCCCCGAUAUACCGCGUGAAACUCUGCUUGAUAUUCUAACGACUACUGAUAAUAACUAUAAUGAGACGGUGGCAAUUUUAAAUAGUACCAUAGCCGACAAUACUCUUCAGGAAGAUGAUGGGGUUGAACAGGGGAAUACAGGUGCAAUUUUCAAUCGUUAUCAACAUUCCCGCCAUAGCACCUGUGAUAGCAACGAAAAUAACAAUGAUGAAACGUCAUGGUCACCGGAAAAUGCAAAACGAUUGGCUCUUAAAGAAUUCGAAGAAGCGCGAAAUUUAGCUGCCCACCAUUGUCAGCUUAGAGCUGAAUGCUAUCAGAAGGCUAAGGAAGCUAUUCAGGCAGGAAACGGUGGCGCUGGCAUCUACUACUCCCAAAUUGCUAAUUUACAUAAGCAGAAAAUUGAUAUGUAUAACCACCGAGCCGCAAAUUGCAUUAUUAAUGUUCACAAAUAUACACAAAGUAAUCCAGACCACUUGGACCUGCACUACCUACACUUGGCGGAAGCUAUGGGUUGCUUGGACCUCUUUUUAGAUCGUCACAUUACCUCUUUAAGAAUGGCUUCGCGAAAUUAUAAAUAUGUGUUUAUAAUCACCGGUCGUGGAAAACACAGUGCGGGAGGAAUUUCUAUUAUAAAAAGUAAAGUAAAAGGCAGAUUAGAGGAGCGGUGUCUUAAAUGGAAUGAAGUAAAUCCAGGCCUGCUGAAAGUGAAGGUAUUUUCCAGUUCACGCCAUUCGCAGAAUUUCUGAUUAAAACAGGUAUAAAAUUUCUGCAAAUUGUCGAAAAAUUCCCUGCAACCAAAAAUGUUUAUGUACAAAGUUAAACUAAGAGUUUAGGUAUAAAGAUGGAAUGUGUAAAAAACAUUUAUCCCAUGGGUCUUUUAAUUUUCGUCACGUUUUUACCUGUUUCGUUAAUGGUUUUAGUUAUUAUUAUUUUGUUAAUAACUUUUACAUGUAACUGGCAUAAUUUUAAACAUAAUUUGUGUAAUAUAUCAAUUUUUAUAUAAAAAUAAAAGUAUUUCCACCAUACUAUUUUGUGAAA